GGCCUCGAGCUCCUCACAGGAGCGGGCUACUUCACUCACUCGCUGCUGUACUACGGCUACUACAGCAACGUCACCCUCAAUGAUCCCUGUGCCUCCAGCCCCAACAGCAGCACGUGCCCCCUCGCAGCCCCCCCGCUCCCAUACAACAUGCCGCUGGCCUACGUGUUCAGCGUUGGGGUCUCCUUCCUCGUCACCUGCAUCCUGCUGGUGUACAGCAUGUCCCGCUCCUUCGGGGAGAGCUACCGCAUAGGCAGCUCUGCGGGGGACCUGGCCAUCAAAGUCUUCUGUGCCUGGGACUUCAAGGUGAUCCAGAGGCGCUCAGUGAAGCUGCAGUGUGAGAACAUCCGCACCCAGCUGAAGGGGCACACCACAGUGCUUCUCCUGGCCUGGGCCCUCUCGCUGAGCACGGUGCUGGGCUGCGUGCUGGCUGUGCACUACUUCUCGGAGCACAUGCACGUGUGCUGGGAGACGUGUGUGGGGCAGGAACUGUAUCGCUUCGUGGUGAUGGACUUCAUAUUCACCCUUCUGGACACACUCUUUGGGGAGCUGGUCUGGAGGCUGAUCUUGGAGAAGAGGCUGAAGAGGAAGCAGAGGCCCGAGUUUGACAUCGCCCGAAACGUGCUGGAGCUGAUCUACGGGCAGACCCUAACCUGGCUGGGCGUUCUCUUCGCACCACUCCUGCCGGCCGUGCAGACGCUGAAGCUGCUGCUGCUGUUCUAUAUCAAAAAGACCAGCCUGAUGCAGAACUGCCAGUCCCCCAGCAAACCCUGGCAAGCAUCUCACAUGAGCACCGUCUUCAUCACCCUGCUGUGCUUCCCGUCCUUCCUGGGUGCAGCCAUCUUCCUCUCCUACACCAUCUGGUCGGUGCGGCCGUCAGAAACCUGUGGUCCCUUCCAGGGGCUGGAAAGCAUCUACAAGUCGGGGAAGACCUGGGUGCAAGUGCUGGAGAAGUCCAACCCGAACAUCACCUGGUUUGCCUGGGUCCACCAGCACCUGGUGGAGAACACCUUCCUCUUGUUCUUCGUGUCCGGGGUCCUGCUAGCCGUGAUCUACUUCAACGUCCAGGUGGUGAGAGGCCAGCGGAGGAUCAUCCGCCUGCUGAAGGAGCAGAUUGCCAACGUGC
Messenger RNA from Fulmarus glacialis (Northern fulmar), 1123 nucleotides. It is a transcript of the gene TMC6, whose product is annotated as transmembrane channel-like 6. The transcript has 10 exons. The annotation marks the transcript as partial. Gene Ontology annotation, molecular function: mechanosensitive monoatomic ion channel activity. The record is from RefSeq and is a predicted model, not a curated record. NCBI's taxonomy places the organism in Eukaryota, Metazoa, Chordata, Aves, Procellariiformes, Procellariidae. Gene Ontology annotation, cellular component: plasma membrane.